Molecule: messenger RNA, 10801 nt
Organism: Penaeus indicus
Lineage: Eukaryota; Metazoa; Arthropoda; Malacostraca; Decapoda; Penaeidae
Exons: 10
Coding region: 416-10270 (3284 amino acids)
Biological process (GO): regulation of DNA-templated transcription
Molecular function (GO): DNA-binding transcription factor activity, RNA polymerase II-specific; RNA polymerase II cis-regulatory region sequence-specific DNA binding
Source: RefSeq, a predicted model, not a curated record
GGCUGUACGUCGUCGUAGUUUUCGCCAGGGGAAUGUGUCAUUAAAAAUAUUUCUAAAAAAACGAAACUAAUAGAAAUAAUAUAAAGAAAAGAAAGAAGAAAGAAGAAAGAAAAUAGAUCCAGGGGAUAGAGACUAGACAAUAGUCUAAAACCCUAUAAAAGAAGAAAGAAGAAGAAGGAGAAUAUGUUAUUAAUUUGGUCCCGUGUUGAAAGACAUGUGACCUGAAUUCACAUUUCUACAGCCUAAUGGUUUCAGUGUCCACACAAAGGGGCUUGCAUGUGAUCUCCACUUCUUGCUGAGAUGUGAGAAUGUCUGUGUGUGAAACUUAAAACCUAGUGAAAGUAAGAAAAAAAAUAAUGAACGAACAUUAGAAUUUAAUGCUGAAAACGGAGGACUUUCUUUAAAGAGAAGCAAGAUGAAUGAAGAUAGUCAUGAACCUAUAAACAAGGAUGACGUGCAAGGAAGAGAGGUUGAUGCGGAAAACUUAGUGAGCCAGGAUAGUGAAAGUAGCUCGCAAGUAAGUGGCACAAUGGAUGUACGAAAGGAGGAAGAUGUUGUUGAAAAGAAGAGCGUAAAGGGAAGCACAGAGGAUUCAAAGGAUAGGGAAAAGGAGAUGCAGUUAAAGAAGUAUGGAGUAUUGAUAUGGUACGGUGAGCAGGGUGAUACAGAGAGCAGUUGCGAAGAGGUUUAUGAUGAUGAUUAUGAUGAUGCAGAAUUACAAGAUGAAGAUACAACAUUAAGCAGUGCCGAAAAAACUGACUUGCCAACAGAGGAUGAUGAUGAUGAGGCUACAGAGUUAAGUGAAAAUGAAGAGAAGCAUGUUGGUCAGUAUAAGGAAGAAAGUAAACAAAUGAAGAAAGGAGAGGACACACAGGAAUAUGAGAAAGAAAACGUUAUGGCCGGUGAAGAAGACAAUAUCCAGGAGAGUAAUGAAGAAGAGGAUUUGCAGGAGAGUGAUAAAGAGAAUGACAGGCAGGAGAGUAAUGAAGAGAAAACUACAGCUGAUGAAGAUGAAGAUAUGCAGGAAGGUGAGGAAGGGAACAUUAUGGCUAAUGAAGAAGAGAACAGGCAAGAGGCUGAGGGAGAUGACAUGCAGGAGGAUGAGGAAGAAAACAUUAUAGCUGAUGAAGAUGACAGGCAGGAGAGUAAUGAAGAGAAAACAACAGCUGAUGAAGAUGAAGACAUGCAGGAAGGUGAGGAAGGGAACAUUAUGGCUAAUGAAGAAGAGAACAGGCAAGAGGCUGAGGGAGAUGACAUGCAGGAGGAUGAGGUAGAAAACACUAUGACUGAUGAAGAUGACAGGCAGGAGAGUAAUGAAGAGAAAACAACAGCUGAUGAAGAUGAAGACAUGCAGGAAGGUGAGGAAGGGAACAUUGCAGCUAAUGAAGAGGAGGACAGGCAGGAGGCUGAGGGAGAUGACAUGCAGGAGGAUGAGGAAGAAAACAUUAUAGCUGAUGAAGAUGACAGGCAGGAGAGUAAUGAAGAGAAAACAACAGCUGAUGAAGAUGAAGACAUGCAGGAAGGUGAGGAAGGGAACAUUGCAGCUAAUGAAGAGGAGGACAGGCAGGAGGCUGAGGAAGAUGACAUCCAGGAGGAUGAGGUAGAAAACACUAUGACUGAUGAAGAUGACAGGCAGGAGAGUAAUGAAGAGAAAACAACAGCUUAUGAAGAUGAACAGACGCAGGAAGGUGAAGAAGAUGAGGAAGAUGACAUGCAGGAGGAUAAGGAAGAAAACAUUAUGGUUGAUAAAGAAGAAGACACACAGGAGAGUAAUGAAGAAAGAAUUGCAGCUGAUGACGAUGAUGAUGAUAUGCCGGAAGCUGAGGAAGAGAACAUGGCUGAUGAAGAAAAUAUGCUGGAGGAUGAGGGCAAAAAUGUGGCUGAUGAGGAAAAGGACAUGCAGAUGUCUGAGGAAGAGAAUAGGCAGGAGAGUGAGGAAGAGAAUAGACAAGAGAGUGAGGAAGAGAACAUAAUGACUGUUGAGGAAGACACGCAAGAGAAUAUUAUGGCUGAUGAAGAGGAUAGCCCAGAGAGCAAGGAAGAGAGCGUUAUGGCUGUUGAAGAAGAGGACACACAGGAGGCUAAGAGAGGGAAAAGGAUGGCUGAUGAAGAGGAUGGUCAAGAAGGCAAGAGAGAGGAAAUAACAGGUGAGGAAGAGAGUAGUCUGAGUGAAGAAGGAAAGGAAGAGGACAAGGGAGAUGAGAGAAAGACAGAUGAGGAAGAGGAAAAACAAAAGGUAAAGCCAGUUUGCGAGGUGAAUGAGGCAAAGAAUAUCCAGGACAUUGGGAAUGCACAUCCUAGUGAGGCAGAAGCCCUUCAGGCAGGGAGUGACAAAAACGAGCAGUGUGAAGAGGAAGGAGAAAUUCCACCAGAUCAUCCUAUUUGCAAGGAAAGACAAUCCAAAUCUGAUAACGAAGAAGAAACAACAGAUAAGGGUGCAACAGAGGUUAACUGUGGGGAUAUCCAAAAGAGUAAUAAUGAUGGGUUUGUAACAGAAGAGACAAGUAAAGAUAGUGCUGAAACGUCGCCAGUCCUUGGGCAGAAACACAGGAGGAGGACACUUAGUUUUGACAAUUUAGAAAUUGCGAAAACAACAUCCGAGAGCCAGAGUCUUGACAAUAGUGAUAAUUCUGAUAAUUCCGGGGAGGUUCAGACCUCAGAUGAAUGCCAGGUCAACAGAACGUCACCAAUUAUUGGCUCCAGAUUAAAGGAUACCUCUGGCAGCCCUUGGAAGCAUGAUGUAACAGGCCUAACAGCAGAGGGUAAGUUCAACCUUGUUAUUACGUCGGUAAGGGGUAAGGUUGCAGACUUUAACGAGUGCAACAAAAAUUCUGAAGCAGCAGAUGAUAAAAAAUUGGCUUCUGGAUCUUCAGAUGUAAGUAACGAUAAAUCUCCAACUUCUCAGGAGAAGAAUAUCGAAUGUGUAGAGAUAGUAAGUGAGAGCGAAGAAGAUAACGUAUUUGAGGAAUGCAAAGCUGUCGUCUGUAAGAAAUGCCGAAGCAUCUGGACUGAGAAAGUUUUACAUACAAUUUUUAAGGGCAGUGAAGCAGUCACUGUCAACUCAAAAAUAACUUUCGGAGCUAUAGUCCUAAUCAAUAACUGGGCCCAUAGACACAUUCAGCACAACAGAGAAAGCUCUGUGAAAAACAUGCUGGAGAGGGCUGAUCUCGGUAGAAAUAUUGAGGGGUUGGAGAUAAGUGAUCUGAGUCAGUGGCUUUUUGAACUUAUGGACAAAGGCAAGAUAAAAUGCUGUGCUGUGUUUGAUGCCAUAUAUAAGCCAGAGCCCAUCAAAGUAUCACUAAGCUCACUGAAAAAAGUUAAAGGAGCUAGUAGUAAAGCCAUAAAAGCACCCUGUAGAGAUCAGAAUGAUGGUGAAAUGUCAAAGAAGAGGUCAUUGCAGCUUGAAGAGGAAAGGUUAUCUGAUUCACAAGGUCUCUCAAAAGUGCCAGAGGUGACCAAGGGAGCAAGAACCAAGAAAAAGGAAAAGAAAGAUGAGUUGGUAGAUACAUCAGGUGUGCAGGAUCAUAGCUCGCCAGACAGAGCACAAACUAUAAAGGAAAAGAAGGCUAUUGAAACAUUAGAACAGAGAUCAGAACCAGGUGAACAAGUCUCCAGACAUAGUCCAAGGCAGUCUGAUGAAGUGCCCACUGACGAAGAUGAAAGUUUAUCCAAGUCUCAUUCUUCCAUUUCUGAGAUGCAGUCCAAGGCAGUUCUGAGUGAUGACCAAGUAUCUGCAGGAGAAGAGGUUUUAUAUGAAACAGAACCCUCACAAGCAAAAGAGGUUAGUUAUGUAUAUGAGGAAAAUGAUAUGGAAGUUAGUGACCACGAAGAGGGUGGGAAUGAUGAGAAUGUUGUUCCAACACCAAUACUCAGACAAGAGGAGGAAAUUGAGCCAGAUGUUCAUACAACAGAAGAGAGAGAGAUAUUGUCAGGUACUGUGGAAAAUAGGCAGUCUCUGUUGUGCAAAAAGCUAGGCUUAGAUAUUAAUAAUAUCGAUAUUAGUUGUUCUAGUAGUGACAUGAAAAGGGCCAACAAUGGAACUAUGGCAAAGCAAGUUUCAGCUGAAGAGGCAGUAUCUCGUGCUCACAUCACUCUGUUAAAGGAACGUUCAGCCUUACACGGGUUUGCAAGUGAAGCGUUUGAUCUGUUACCCUUCGAGUUUGAAAAUUUCUAUGAUUCUGUACAUAGUGAUGAGUCUACUCAGCGCUUCAUGACAAAUCGUGAAUUACUGACACUGCACAGCAUUUUCAUUCUAGAUGCAGAGCUCCCCAAUGCUGAACUCUUUUAUCAGGUUUUGAUUCAGAUUCUAAUGAGUCGAAACCAAGUCUUACUUGUCCCAGACAGCCGAACUUUGCUGCAGGUCCUUGAGAAGUUGCGCCGGGAUUUCAACAGAGCGAAAGUGGGAAAGUCGUAUAGUGAGUUCUUAGCACAAAACUGGGACAUGAGAAAUGUUUAUAGUGCAGAGAAUUUAUGGAAUAACAAAAGAGGCUAUCCUAAUAAUCCAAAUAUAAGAAAUGUUUUGUCUAUUUUUUGCUUGUGGAAGAACAUUGGCAAGCAGUUAACCAAUUUCUAUCCUUCUUUAGCUAUACAAGAAAUGUGUAAAUUCACUGAUUUAAGCAGUACAGACAAGCUGGGUAUGUGUGUGAGACUGUAUGCAAGAUUUUGCAAUUUCUUGUACAAAGAAAAUCACCCAGAAUUAGCAGAACUUUUCCUUGACCAAAAAUUCACAAUAUCCAACAUCUCUGUAUCAAGAGAUGCUUUGCUCAACAGUAUGAAGUGCCAAGCUUCAGAGAAUCAAAGGGUAGAAGCUUCACUUACUAGUACAGAAACAGAAGUUAUACAGGCAAUGCAAAAUUGCACCGAAGCAGAGAAAAUGGCCCUACGUUCUGAAAAUCCCAAGACUCUGAGACACUUCCAGAGACUCUUGAAACAGUUUGAACAAAAGCUAGACCGAUACAAAGAUGCAAAUGCUGAACUAGUGAAGAGAAUUAGAGUUGCUGAAGCCAGGAAAGAAAAGCUAAUGAAUAAGAUAAAGGAUCCAAGCCUGAAAGGAUCGUUGCAUGAACUUACUGAUGAGUUGAGCACCAUUUAUCGCAACAAGAGGAAAAACAGUUCUCUCAGUGAGGCUGACCAAAGAAGCGCAAAGUUUGCAAGGAUGGAGUCAGAACCAUACGAAGUUGCAGAAAGUACAAAGGAAGUCAUUCAUAACAUCCUUGCAAAGGGAGUUAAGCCGGAACUAGUGAGAACUGUCAUUCAAACCGUAAUGAAAAAAGUAACUGGAGAGAGUGCCUUAAAUCUGCCUGAUGUCUUCUGGAUCAGAAAAUAUGCACAGGAAAAUGGUUUUCAGUCUACAGAGACAGUCAUCAUGGCAACAACCACACGGGGAAACAACACUACCGCCCAUGGUAAUGUCGGCUGCAGUGACGGGAGUGCCAAUGGCAAUGGUGGCAACAAGCAGGAGCGGGUUGUGUGUGAUAAUUCUGUUGUUCCUCCCGUAUGCGAGGCAGGCAGGGUGGGUUCCGAGGGUGGCAGGGGAGUUGGCAACCUCACAUCCACUUACCAAGCCCAUAGACAAGUGGCCGGGGGGUGCAGAAGUGCGGCUGCGGCUCAGACUACCUACCACCAUGGAGGAGGAGAAGCAGGAGGGGGCCCGAGUAGUAAUGGAGGAGUGGCUGUGUCCUCGGCCUAUCAUGCGGGAAAUGGCAGCAACACAGUGCAGGAAGGAGAUACAGCAGGAGCAGAUGGUGCUGGAGGUGCUUCUGCAGGAGGAGGAGGAGGAGGAGGAGGCAGUGGUGGUUCCUCAGCAAUUCCAACCACUUACAACGAAGGAGGAGGGGGAGGGGGAGGUGGCAACGUGACAAUUGCUGCCAGUGUGAGCGGCGUUACGAAUAACACAUCCUCAAGCUACCACCUGGCUCAUGGAGGAGGAACAGGAGCAGUAGCAGGAGCAGGUGCAGCAGUAGGAGGAACCAGCACAGGGAAUGGAACCUCAACUGGACAGGUUAAUGCCACAACCAGUUACUAUUACACCCCCAUAUUGAACUCUCAGCAGACCCUCCUAAGGCCAAUCAUGACAGCACAGCCGCCUCUCUACUCUCCCCUUCUUCCACCUCAGCAACACACUUAUGCCAUGCCCCAUGCAUCGCCCUCAGCUGGAUCUACAUAUUUCGCAAACCUGAGUGAGAGCAUGCGAGGGGGGUUAAGUGACAUGAUCCCAGGAUCAUCAGACAGCCUCUACAAGGAAGUGGGGCAUCUGGGAAGACAAGGCCAGGGAACAGGCAUCACCCACUCCUCCAAGCCUUGUGAUGCCUCUGCUGACCCUCGGCAGUAUGCCAUGGAGGUGUGCCAGCGGAGAUUACCUCAGGAAGGAGUCUACAAUGGCGGGUCUUACCCAUCAUGCAGCGGGGAAGUGACGAGGCCCAACCACACUACUCAUCACGAGCAGAGGACAGCAGCCUAUGAGGACUACUCACGGAUGGGAGUUUAUACGGAGGAUGGCAGCAGCAGGGGGUGGGACGGGAUGGGAAAUUGCGGCACGUCUCGCUCUGCCACUGGCGCCAACCAUACUGCCCACCCCUACACAUAUUCCUAUACUGACUGUCGUCUGGAUGCGGCCUGGAACAAGUGUGUGGCUGGAAUGGGCAUUGGGGGACCCAUGGCUGGACCCAGUGGAGAGAAUUUCCCCUCACAGGAGCACCAGGUGGACUCCCCUCAAGUGAAGACCACAGCACGGGGCGCCACCAGCCACACCCUGGCAGUUAAUGUCAAUAUGGGGAUGCCUUCUGGGGAUCCCUCAAUGACCCGCUCCCACUACGAUUAUCAGCCCUUGCCAGGCGCUCAGAUUCCACCCUUCCUACCCUAUCUCACACCUCUGAACUAUCAGCAAGUAACUGAUGUUGUUGACAGACGGGUUGAAACACGUGCUGAUCACAGAGCUGUAAAUCGUUCAGAUGUGCAGAACUGUGCUGGACAAGGAACUUCAACAAAUUCACGUCAUCUUGAACAGGCUGCAGCCCCAUCAGAGAAGCAUGUGGUCCACUCUAUACCACCUUCAGGCAAUGUAGCUCCAACAAUGUCUCAUACUCAGCCCACAGACACUCAGAGAAGUGUCAGUGGCCACAUCAAUACGUCAGCUAGCACCCACAACACACACCAGGAGUGUCUUGGGCAAAACAAGAACAUUGUGGUGGACCAAGUGCAGUCAUGCACUCAUAUGAAUCUCAAGAAGAAAACCUCGGAAGCAGGCACCGACAACCAGCUGUGUGGCUCAUGCAGUGGAGGAACUACCAUAGCAGAGACCCAGCAGGGAACCAUCAGUAAUGCGAGCAUGAUCGGCAGUGGCGUUCUUGUUGUCCCCGCAGAAGGAGUGAUACCUUGUCCCAUUGAGUCACUGGUCGCUGCUGUAGCCAAGAAUGAACCAUCAACCUCCUUCAAAAAGAAACGUACAGAAGAGGAGGAUUCUAUGACUAGUGGAGGCGAGGGACUAGUGUGUCUGGUUUGCGACCUUGUCAUAGAGGGAACAAGCAGCCAGCAUGACGGGGGGCAGAGAGGGGCAACGGCAUGUGAGGAAACAGUUGCUGCUUGCUCCAUCGACUCUCUGGCAACAGUGAUGUCCAAAGUAAGUGUGGGAGACAAACUUGGCAGCUUAGUGGGCACUGUGCUGCCUCGUCACCUGUUGCAUUCCACGGCCAUCUGCAGCAAGUGCUUCCAUCUCAUCAAUGAACUGGAAAUUCUGGAACACCGACUGUCUUUGUAUAGGAAAUAUAUCAGCACAAAAGUUGAAGCAUCCUGCGAAAAGCAUGGUGUCAGGCUUAGUACAUACAGGCAGCUACAACAGCAACAACAACAAGAACACCAGCAACAUCAUCAACAGCAACAUCACCAUCAUCACCAUCACCACCACCAUCAGCAUCAACAACAGCAUCAGCAGCAACAGCAACAACAACAACAGCAGCAGCAACAACAACAACAACAGCAGCAGCAGCAGCAGCAGCAGCAGCAGCAGCAGCAGCAGCAACAACAACAACAGCAGCAACAGCAACAACAACAGCAGCAACAGCAACAACAACAACAACAACAGCAACAACAACAGCAGCAACAACAACAACAACAACAACAACAACAACAGCAGCAACAACAACAGCAACAGCAGCAACAGACACAGCACACACAGCACCAGCAGACCCACCACCAGCUCCUGCAAUACCAGACUGUGCAGCUGCACCAUCAGCAUCCACACCUUCAAGUGGCACAGCUCCCACAGGACCAGACAGGUCACCAGUUGCAAGGGAUGCAGCUCCAACAUCAGCAGCAGCAACAUCAUCACAUUCCAGUUGUAGCUCUCCACCAGAUGCCACAGCAACACCACCACCAAAUGCACCAGCAUUUGCAACAUCAACAACACCUCCUUGCUGAGCAGCACAUUCACCAGCAACAUCAUCAUCAACAGCAACAGCACCAUCAACAGCAGCAGCAACAGCAGCAACAGUCACAGCCGAAUCACAUCGCAAUUCAUCACCAGCAACAGCAGAAGAAUCACGUGAAUCCAAUCAUAAAUCCAACAGUGGCUCAGCUGGAGCAACCUCAACAGCAGCAACCCCAGCAGCAGCAUCAACCUCCAUCACAACAACCCCAACCACAAUCGCAACAACCCCUCAGCAAGCCCGCCACCAACGACAACACCUUGGUCUUCGUCGACUGUGAUAUAGACAUCGAGGAUUGUGACUGCAACCUCAUAAGCGAUCCUCCUGCCUCAAUCAAAGACACAUCUCAUGACGAGGAACUGCAAGAGUGCCCGGAGAUGGUGGAAGAAGGAGAGCCUAAAAUCUCAAGCUCGGAAGUCAGCCAGAUCACCUCCCCAGAGUCAGUGGACAUAGGCUCCGUUGGUAGUGGUGGCCAUCAGAAGGAGGACAUAGGAAUCCACAGUCAAGAAGUUAUUGACGAAUCUCCGGACAGCCACAACCAAGAGCAGACAAGUGGUCAAGGAUACAUUGCUGCCGAAACACCAGAAAACAAUGAAGCUGAGAAUUCACCAAUUGUGUCCUCAACUGUUGUUCAAGAUGAGCCAAGAAAAGUGGAGGAAGCAACUGAAUACCACAAACCUACUCUGUUGGCUAAGAACGUCAAAAGCAAGAAACAUGCAAAGUUGCAGAUUUGUCGUCAGUGUGACCAGGUGUUUUCAAAUCGGCAGGCACUAGUCAGACACAUUGAAAGAAGGCAUAAAGCUUAUGCAUUUCAUUUUAGCUGUGAUACCUGUCGUAAAAAAUUCAGCUCUGAGAGGGCACUUACCAGACACGUUCAGCUUCACAAGACAUACCCAUGUAAGUUAUGUGAUAAUAUAUUCUUUAGGAAAGCUAAACUCAAGAAACACCUGGAAGAUCAUACACAAGACAGCUUGGCAUGUAAAGUGUGCUCAAAAGAGUGUACAUCUCUCCAGGCUCUUAUAUCUCAUAUGAAAACUCAUACACAGAAAAAGAAAGUAAACAAAUGUAAUGUGUGCUCCAAAAUAUUUGCAAACAACAGGAACCUGAAAGUGCAUAUGAGAACUCAUACAGGAGAGAAACCAUUUGUUUGUGAGAACUGUGGAAGGAGUUUCAGUCACCGUAGCAAUAUGCAAACACACCAUGACACCUGUACUGGUCAGUUCAGUCAUAGAUGUCAGAUAUGUGGAAGAGGUUUUGCUUUGGAGUCUGUUUAUCGCAGACACCUGGCAGAACAUGAGGGGCAUUAUGCCCAUCACUGCUCUAUUUGUGGCAGAGGCUUUAGCAAAGCAUCUGGCCUUCAAGCUCACUUAGCCACACACAACAGUCAGAGACCUACUUAUUCAUGUCAGGUUUGUGGUCAGACUUUGUCAACGCCAUCUAGCUAUGCUUCACACAUGGCCAGCCACACAGGUGAAGGUGGAGCAGUGUGCCCCGUGUGUGGCAAAACUCUGGCAAGGCGAGCUGACCUUCAGGACCACCUGCACCGUCACACAGGAACCAAAACGCACACCUGCUCCCUCUGCAGUGCAACCUUUUAUUAUCGCUCCAACCUCAAUCAUCACGUAAGGACAACCCAUAGAUUGCUAAGGCCUCAUACCUGCACUUUCUGCGACAGAUCUUUUGCCUCUAGUUAUAAUUAUAAGUUGCACCUUCGCACACAUACAGGUGAAAGGCCCCAUCAGUGCAAGUCCUGUGGGAAGGCUUUUACUACUAAAGCUAAUUAUAAUCGGCACCUGAAGUGUCACAUGACACAGGCAAUGGCUCCUCUUGGUGCUGAGACAGAAUGAGUGCCAUAUUAUUAUCUAGCUCUCAAAUUUUCUUGAUGAACAUGUCUUUAAAAAAAUGUAUUUGGCACAAAACUCUUCAUAAAUGCUACAAUGUUCUCAUAUCACAACACCUUUGGAAUAUUAUCAAUUUUCUUACUUUGAUAACAGAAAUAAGAAUCAAUAACCACAUUACCUUUACAAAAUUGAUUUGUAGUUUGUAAUUUGAUAUCAUUACUUCAUACCGUAUGCUUAGUUAUUUCUUAGUCAUAUAUUAGACAUCUGCUGUAUGCUGGGAUACAGUACAGCAUUUAAAGAUAUUGAACUUUGUUUUGUAUCCAUAAAAAUUGUACAUCUGUGAUACUAGUGGUAGGUAAAGCUCUGUUUUAAUGUUAUUUCAACUUGCUGUUAUUUUUAUUCCAGUUCAUGAAGAUCCUUAAAUGUCAUGGAAUGGGUUGGAUAUUUGGGUUUCAAAUGUUUAUACAUUGGUUACAUUUGUCUUCCAUGAAUUACUAGUCAUGACUGAAUAAAAUAUGGAAAUAUUCACCUUAAAAA